Messenger RNA from Medicago truncatula (barrel medic), 1115 nucleotides. Its product is annotated as transcription factor bHLH104. The transcript has 6 exons. The coding region runs from base 103 to 843 and encodes 246 amino acids. Gene Ontology annotation, biological process: regulation of DNA-templated transcription; intracellular iron ion homeostasis. The record is from RefSeq and is a predicted model, not a curated record. Lineage: Eukaryota; Viridiplantae; Streptophyta; Magnoliopsida; Fabales; Fabaceae. Gene Ontology annotation, molecular function: protein dimerization activity; DNA-binding transcription factor activity.
ACCAAGAUUGUAAAAUUGUGUUUCUGUUCCCCCCUAUUAUUGCAUAAGGUAAUGUUGAAGGUUGUUGUUAUUCCCAGAUAGAGCAAACGGUUUGAAUCGAAAAUGGAUUCUCUAGAGUUAUUAGAAAACACCGAUUAUUUGGAUUUUCUUGGCGAUUAUUCCCCUUUCAUCGACCCAUCUCCUCCCACCCAUUUCCUUUGGUCCAAUUCCAAUCCAAGUGUGAGCACGGAAUUUGACAUUUCAAGUAACGUGGUUGCGUGUCAAGAGGAGAAUACUAGGAAGAGUGUGAGCACGGAAACUGACAUUCCAAGUGGUGCUGUUGUGUGUCAAGAAGAGAAUACCAGGAAGAGGGGACGCACUGAAUCUUGCUACAAGGCAGGAACAAAAGCUUGCCGUGAGAAAUUGCGGAGGGAGAAACUCAAUGAAAGAUUUUGUGAUUUGAGUGCUGUUUUGGAACCCGGGAGACCUGUGAGAACAGAUAAACCGGCUAUACUUGAUGAUGCUAUCAGAGUCUUGAGCCAACUUAAAACUGAAGCUCAGGAACUCAAAGAAUCAAAUGAAAAAUUAUUAGAGGAAAUAAAAUGUUUAAAGGCAGAGAAAAAUGAGCUCCGUGAAGAGAAACUUGUUCUGAAAGCUGAUAAAGAAAAGAUUGAGAAGCAACUGAAAAGUAUGCCUGUUUCACCAGCAGGGUUUAUGCCUCCUCCUCCUAUGGCUGCUUAUCAAGCAAGUGUUAACAAAAUGGCUGUUUAUCCAAACUAUGGAUAUAUCCCAAUGUGGCAUUAUCUUCCUCAAUCAGCUCGCGAUACGUCCCAAGAUCAUGAGCUCAGGCCUCCUGCUGCUUAAUUUCUGCUUGCGUAUCUUCCCUUUGGAUAAUUUUACAUUCAUCAUUUUGGUAACAUUGUCCAAGUAUUGACAUGUAAAUUACCAUUGCUUUGAAUUUUCGGGUUUCUAAUAUGAUAAUUUUAGGCUUACAAUUUUCAACUUAUGAUUGUUCAAGUGUUAAAUAGAUCUAGAUCUCUCCUUAAAUAAAGUUAGUUUUGUGAAUGAAAUUAUAAGGUGUAAAAAAUUACCAUUGGAAAGUUUUGGAACUCAGCAAUAAAUUUAUAUUGAAAAAA